GAGAUAUAGAGACGGAGAAGCGAGAGGGGAAGAGCACCGACCUCGACCUAGCUAAUUAAGGCGCAACACAGAAACCCUCACCGCCGCCCGCAUCCAUGGCGGAGGAGCACGAGACGAGGCCGCCGUCCGCCGGAAGGCCGCCGUCGUCCGGCCGCGGCAGGGCCGACGACGCUGACGAGAGGGAGGAGGGGGAGAUCGCCGACGACGACUCCGGCCACGCGCCGCCGCAGGCCAACCCCGCCGCGCCGCACCCGCUCGAGCACGCCUGGACCUUCUGGUUCGACAACCCGCAGGGAAAGUCCAAGCAGGCAACCUGGGGAAGCUCCAUCCGCCCCAUCCACACCUUCUCCACCGUCGAGGACUUCUGGAGCCUUUAUAACAAUAUCCAUCACCCAAGCAAGUUGGUUGUGGGAGCUGACUUCCAUUGCUUUAAGAAUAAAAUCGAGCCAAAAUGGGAAGAUCCUAUCUGUGCUAAUGGAGGUAAAUGGACCUUCAGCUGUGGCAGAGGAAAGUCCGACACAAUGUGGUUGCAUACUUUAUUGGCAAUGAUUGGCGAACAAUUCGAUUAUGGGGAUGAAAUUUGUGGAGCAGUUGUUAGUGUGCGUGGCAAGCAGGAAAGAAUAGCUAUCUGGACUAAAAAUGCUGCCAAUGAAGCUGCUCAGAUAAGCAUUGGGAAGCAGUGGAAAGAAUUUCUGGAUUACAAGGACUCGAUUGGGUUCAUUGUUCAUGACGAUGCAAAAAAGAUGGACAAAGGUCUCAAGAACCGCUACACAGUUUGAUCUGAGCACUCCUGUCCAGAUAUCCAAGAGAGUAGUAUAUCCACAUGUAGGAUGGGUUUUCUUCGAUGCUUUAGUGUUUGUCAUUCGCUUGUAGCGAGCGCUUGAAGGCUAUAAUAUUGCCGUGAACUGUUUAAACUUGAAACGUAAUAUAAUGACGUAUCAGAGGUGUCUCUGUACUCUAUAAAUCAGUCCAGUUCUUCCUUUGUUUGCUGGUA
Messenger RNA from Oryza sativa Japonica Group (Japanese rice), 994 nucleotides. Lineage: Eukaryota; Viridiplantae; Streptophyta; Magnoliopsida; Poales; Poaceae. The record is from RefSeq and is a predicted model, not a curated record.